AUGCUGUUAAGAUGUUUGUAUGCCGCUCUCUUCAUAUGCACAGUGACGUCACAAGUUCGAAGACUGGGAAAAUUUAAGGAAGUGUUCGCGUGGAAACAAAUGACGUACGAUAUUAAUGGGAAUAUAUUACUUCAAGAUAGAUUUGGAGAAGACUUCGAAGGUCGUGAAAGAAGAUCUGCUGAUAAUAUUGUGUUUGAAAACGACCCUGAUGAUGUUAGAGACUGGAAUUUAUUAAGACCUCCAAAUGACAAUGCAAAGCCGAGUGAUCCAAGUAUACCAGAUCCUACCGAUGAAACAGGAAGAUUUUUUGUUCAAUACAACAAUCUUCCAAUGGGAGUUGAGAGAGUUGGGGGAAAGUUGUUCAUAACUGUACCUCGAAGACGACAUGGAAUACCAUCUACACUCAACUAUAUAAACCUCAAAGAAGCAAAUUCCAGAUCCCCAUCUUUAAAACCAUAUCCCAAUAUUCGGGACGCAAGAUCUCUGACUUCAGUGUACAGAACUCGAGCAGAUGAGUGCGGGAGGCUGUGGAUGGUUGAUACUGGGUUGUUGGAAAUACCAGACAACCCCCAGCAAGUCCAACAACCAGCUAUAGUCAUCUUCGAUUUGAACAGAAACAGACAAAUAAUGCGAUAUCCACUCAAGAAUUCUGACUUACCCGCCGCUAACACUCCUACAGGCUUAGCUUCAAUAACUAUAGAUAUAAAUGGCGACUGUGGAGACGCAUACGCUUAUGUCCCAGACUUGACCACUUUUGGGAUCAUAGUUUACUCUUUAAAGGAUAACAAUAGCUGGAGGCACAACCACGUCUACUUCCACUUCAAUCCAACUGCUUCUAAUCUACAUAUUGCUGGUCAAACCUUCCAAUGGAGUGACGGCAUCUUCAGCAUCACUCUGACCGAGCCAGGAUAUGAUGGGUGCAGAACAGCCUACUUCCACCCAAUGAUCAGCACUCAGGAGUUCUCCAUAUCCACUUGCGUUUUGAAAAACAAUACCAUUAGUUCUAACAGCAAUUACUUUAGUUAUUACUCUAUAGUUGGCGAGCGCGGAGUCAACUCACAGUCCACCAUGCACGCGUUUGAUACAAAAACUCGAGUUGUUUUCUUCGCGGAGAUCGGCCGAGAUGCUAUCUCUUGUUGGAAUUCUGGCAGAAUGCUGAAUCCCACUAAUGUUGCUAUACUCGCUAAUGACAGCGUGAGAAUGAGUUAUCCAGCAGAUCUGCAUAUAACAGACGAUGAAGUAUGGGUUUUGACGAACACUUUACCUAGGUUUGGUUAUUCGAAGCUCGACACUAACGAAUACAACUUUUACGUUUACAGAGGUAAAGUGCAAGAACUGGUUGCUGGUACAGUCUGUUCUCCAACGUUCUACGGU
Brenthis ino (lesser marbled fritillary) is the source of this 1374-nucleotide messenger RNA. The record is from the annotation of a GenBank genome assembly. Lineage: Eukaryota; Metazoa; Arthropoda; Insecta; Lepidoptera; Nymphalidae.